Messenger RNA from Pseudopodoces humilis (Tibetan ground-tit), 2076 nucleotides. It is a transcript of the gene SLC25A22, whose product is annotated as solute carrier family 25 member 22. Gene Ontology annotation, molecular function: L-aspartate transmembrane transporter activity; L-glutamate transmembrane transporter activity. Gene Ontology annotation, biological process: malate-aspartate shuttle; aspartate transmembrane transport; L-glutamate transmembrane transport. Lineage: Eukaryota; Metazoa; Chordata; Aves; Passeriformes; Paridae. The record is from RefSeq and is a predicted model, not a curated record.
CCGGCCCCGGCGGGAGCCGCCGCCGCCGCCGCCCGAAUGAAAUUUCUACACUGCUGAUGGUCCCUUCAGUGGUGUCCCAGUGGCCCGUCAGUGAUGUCCCAGAGCUGAGCAUCUUCACCCUUUACUGGAGAAGAAACUGAAGUGAGAAAUAAGUGACUGAAAAAGAACAAUUCGAAGGAACAGAUUCAUUUCUUAACAAGAUCAAGUUUGAAUUAAAUGGCUGAUAAACAGAUCAGUUUACCUGCCAAGCUGAUCAAUGGAGGGAUAGCUGGGCUGAUCGGGGUCACCUGUGUAUUUCCCAUUGACCUGGCAAAAACUCGCCUGCAGAACCAGCAGAAUGGCCAACGGAUGUACACCAGCCUGUCUGACUGCCUCAUUAAAACAAUUCGGUCGGAAGGCUACUUUGGCAUGUACAGAGGGGCUGCAGUGAACUUGACUCUGGUGACACCAGAAAAGGCUAUCAAACUGGCAGCCAAUGACUUCUUCCGGCAUCACCUCUCCAAAGACGGGAAGAAGCUGACAUUGCUGAGGGAGAUGCUGGCGGGCUGUGGUGCAGGUACCUGCCAGGUGAUUGUCACCACUCCCAUGGAGAUGCUCAAAAUCCAGCUGCAGGAUGCAGGACGCAUUGCGGCACAGAAGAAGCUGAUGGCGGCGCAGGCCCAGCUCUCCUCCUCCCCCGCGGCGGCCGAGCCGGCGGUGGAAACGCGCACCACGGCCACCCAGAUAACCAGGGAGCUGCUGCGGAGCAAAGGCAUCGCUGGACUCUACAAGGGCCUGGGAGCCACGCUGCUAAGGGAUGUCCCAUUCUCCAUUGUUUACUUCCCACUGUUUGCAAACCUGAACAAGCUGGGUCAGAAAGACCCCAAUGUCAAGGCUCCGUUCUAUGUGUCCUUCCUCUCUGGAUGUGUGGCCGGCAGUACGGCCGCAGUGGCUGUCAAUCCUUGUGAUGUGAUCAAAACGCGGCUGCAGUCCUUGCAGAGAGGAGUGAAUGAGGACACCUACUCGGGGAUCCUGGACUGCACCAAGAAGAUCUGGCAGAGGGAAGGACCCACGGCCUUCUUCAAAGGGGCCUACUGCCGAGCCCUGGUCAUUGCUCCUCUCUUCGGCAUUGCACAAGUUGUCUACUUCGUCGGCAUCGCGGAGUUCCUGCUGGACAUGCUCCCCAAGCGCCGGGCCUAGCUCCGCAGUGGCUGCGUGUGCCCUCCCGCCCUCUGCAGCGCUGGAUUCAUCCCCGUGUUCGCCAUCCGUGUCGAUCGAUGUCAGAGCAACAGCACAAAGGGUUCGCGCAGGGACGCGAAGGGACCUGGUGCCCAGAUGGGCAAACCUGGGGAGGGAGAAAGUCCCUUCUCUGCUGCCAUCUGGAACCUGCCCCCUCCCGCUCCUUCCACGGACAAUACUUAAUUAUGCAUCUCUCUUUUUAAUUUCCUGGUUUUUGGUUUUAAAUUGUCAUUCUUAAGGACACUGGUAAGCACAGAGUGGGCUUGCCGAUGCAGAAGUCUCCUCUCAGUCUUGGGGAGGAGGAGAGAUGGGAAAGAAUUAACUUCAACCCUCAUCCACUCAGUUUCUCUUUCUUCCUGGAGCUGCCAGCUGUCUGAGGAGGAGCUGGAGGGGCAGCCGUGUCCCCUCAACACCUCCUUGGUCUGCUGACCUCGGGUCAAGAGUGAAUGCUGCACAAAGGGGGCUUAUCUUGUUGCUGCUGGAGGCAGGGGUGGGGGGGAUGCUGGAUCUGGCAAGUUCCUUGGCCUGGAAACCUUCAGUCCUCCCUUCUCCCUUUUUAAAAACUAGUUGGACUUAAAUGAAUUCUGAUUGUUCCUAUUGAUUUUGUAAUUUUUUUUGUUUUAAAGCAAAGGGAUGUCCCUCCUAACUAGGUGUCACAGGCACAUCUGGGUGAGGUGCAGAAAUAAGGUGUCUGCUCUGUAGGGAACAUGUCUGUUGGGAUCACAUGAAUGUCCAAAGGUGCUUCCCUGCUUGGCUACAGGCAUGGAAGGGAGAGGAACUUGGGAUCAAGUUAUUUUUGUUUUGGGGUGAUUUUUUGGUUUAUUUUUAUUGUUGUUUUAUUUGUUUUUUUCGGGGAGA